Magallana angulata is the source of this 647-nucleotide messenger RNA. Its product is annotated as probable transcriptional regulatory protein PERMA_0079. The coding region runs from base 84 to 647 and encodes 187 amino acids. Gene Ontology annotation, cellular component: mitochondrion. NCBI's taxonomy places the organism in Eukaryota, Metazoa, Mollusca, Bivalvia, Ostreida, Ostreidae. The record is from RefSeq and is a predicted model, not a curated record. The transcript is spliced from 5 exons.
GCCGUUAGGGUCGUUUAGACAGAGCCCAAAUGUAGAUAACUAAGGAGUGAAUAUUGACAGAUAGUGACUGUGAUAUUUUGAAAAUGGAAUUAACAUUGAGAACCUUACCUCGUGUUUUACACAAAACCCAGACUGUGAUUUGCCGUAGAAUCAGCCUGUGUCACACAUGCCUCUUUCAAAAUCGUGUGAAUGAAAAGUCACUAGUUGCAGCUAGAUUGAGCACAAAGUCAGAUAUUGUAGCCGAGAGGACUCUGUUCCAGAUGUUGCCUGUUGUUUACUGGCAAACUAACAGACAUAUGGCAGGGCACAGUAAAUUCUCUAACAUCAAACAUCGGAAAAAGGCGCAGGACAGUAAAAAGUCAGCGUUGAUGGGACAGUAUGUCAAGCUAGCACAGUCAGCUGUAAAAAUGGGUGGGUCUACUGAUCCCAAACUUAACCCCAAGCUGGCCCAGGUUAUAGAAAGUGCAAAGAAGAGCAGCCUGCAGGGAAUUUUGUACGUGACCCCUGACCCUGAACGCCCCAACCUUGACCCUGAGGAGAUUGCCAUCGAGUGUGAGGUUGAGGACGCAACCAAGGAAACAAACGAAGACGGUCAAGAAGUGAUCAAGGAGUUGUCUCCCUUGUUAAAGAUCAACAAUGGCGCAUAA